Messenger RNA from Actinia tenebrosa (Australian red waratah sea anemone), 7632 nucleotides. RefSeq names its product pre-mRNA-processing-splicing factor 8. Gene Ontology annotation, biological process: spliceosomal tri-snRNP complex assembly; mRNA splicing, via spliceosome. Lineage: Eukaryota; Metazoa; Cnidaria; Anthozoa; Actiniaria; Actiniidae. Gene Ontology annotation, molecular function: pre-mRNA intronic binding; U5 snRNA binding; protein binding. Gene Ontology annotation, cellular component: catalytic step 2 spliceosome; U5 snRNP. The record is from RefSeq and is a predicted model, not a curated record.
ACUGGGAACUAAAGUCACUUCGCACGUUGCGUCGAAUUUACGUUCUAGAGAUAAAAAGGUUGUGAAAAAAGCUCAGGAUUUCGACCAUUUUUAUCUGGUCGAAGUCGAGCAUUGUGCAGCCAAAAUGGCGGCCGUUAUGGGACAUAAUCCUGAUCUAAUGGACGAGAAGCUACAGGAAAAAGCUCGCAAAUGGCAGCAGCUACAGUCCAAGAGAUACAGCGAGAAGCGCAAGUUUGGCUUUGUGGAGGCACAGAAAGAAGACAUGCCUCCAGAACAUGUCAGAAAGAUUAUCCGUGACCAUGGAGAUAUGUCCAGUAGGAAAUAUCGCCAUGACAAGAGAGUGUACUUGGGAGCUCUGAAGUACAUGCCUCAUGCAGUCCUGAAAUUACUGGAGAACAUGCCAAUGCCGUGGGAGCAGAUUCGUGAUGUCAAAGUUCUAUACCACAUCACUGGAGCCAUCACCUUUAUAAAUGAGAUUCCUUGGGUUGUAGAACCAAUCUACAUGGCUCAGUGGGGAACAAUGUGGAUUAUGAUGCGUCGUGAAAAGAGAGAUCGUCGUCACUUCAAAAGAAUGAGAUUCCCUCCCUUUGAUGAUGAAGAACCACCUCUAGACUAUGCGGACAACAUCCUUGACGUUGAACCACUGGAACCUAUACAACUAGAGCUUGAUCCAGGUGAAGAUGCUGCUGUCUGUGAAUGGUUCUAUGAUCACAAGCCACUGGCAGAAACAAAGUAUUUAAAUGGAACAUCAUACCGACGGUGGAAUCUCACACUACCUGUCAUGGCAACACUCUAUCGUCUUGGCAACCAGCUGUUAUCUGAUCUAGUUGAUGAAAACUACUUCUACCUGUUUGAUUUGAAAGCCUUCUUCACAGCUAAAGCUUUGAACGUCUGUAUACCUGGUGGUCCAAAGUUUGAGCCUCUGGUGAGAGAUUUCACCAUCCAUGAAGAAGACUGGAAUGAAUUUAAUGACAUUAACAAGAUUAUCAUUCGACAACCCGUCAGAACAGAAUACAGGAUUGCAUUUCCAUAUCUUUAUAAUAGCUUGCCUUUCAAAGUUCAGUUGCCAUGGUACCAUAGGGUUAGUGUUGUGUACAUCAAGACAGAGGACCCUGAUCUUCCUGCAUUCUACUUUGAUCCUCUCAUCAAUCCAAUCUCUCACAGACAUGCUGUUAAGGCCCAUGAACCUCUUCCUGAUGAUGAUGACAGUUUUGAACUCCCUGACGACAUCCAGCCAUUCCUACAAGACAGACCAUUGUAUACUGAUAAUACUGCUCAUGGUAUUGCUCUUCUCUGGGCACAAAGACCUUUUAACUUGAGGUCUGGGCGCUGUAGGCGAGCCAUGGAUGUACCUCUAGUUAAAUCAUGGUACAGAGAACAUUGCCCAUCAGGACAUCCAGUCAAAGUGAGAGUGUCUUACCAGAAGCUUUUGAAAUGUUACGUCCUAAACGCACUGAAGCACAGACCACCAAAGGCACAGAAGAAAAGGUAUUUGUUCCGUUCAUUCAAAGCCACAAAGUUUUUCCAGUCUACGACUCUAGACUGGGUGGAAGCUGGUCUACAGGUCUGUCGUCAAGGUUACAACAUGUUGAACCUCUUAAUCCACCGUAAGAACCUCAACUACCUUCAUCUGGAUUACAACUUCAACUUGAAGCCCAUCAAGACCUUGACCACCAAGGAACGUAAGAAGUCUAGGUUUGGUAAUGCUUUCCAUCUGUGCCGUGAGAUUCUCAGGCUCACUAAGCUGAUCGUGGACUCUCAUGUGCAGUACAGACUUGGUAAUGUGGAUUGCUAUCAGCUUGCUGAUGGUCUGCAGUACAUGUUUUCUCAUGUUGGUCAGCUAACAGGCAUGUACCGUUACAAGUACAAACUGAUGAGACAAAUCAGGAUGUGCAAGGAUCUGAAGCAUCUCAUCUAUUACCGAUUCAACACUGGAGCUGUUGGCAAGGGUCCAGGGUGUGGAUUUUGGGCCCCAGGCUGGCGUGUGUGGCUGUUCUUCCUCCGUGGUAUUGUACCACUCCUGGAAAGAUGGCUUGGCAACCUGUUGGCCAGGCAGUUUGAAGGCAGACACUCCAAGGGAGUGGCCAAGACAGUCACUAAGCAGCGUGUGGAGAGUCAUUUUGAUUUGGAGUUGCGUGCAGCUGUAAUGCACGAUAUUCUGGACAUGAUGCCUGAAGGGAUCAAGCAGAACAAGGCUAGAACUAUCUUACAGCAUCUCAGCGAGGCCUGGAGAUKCUGGAAGGCCAAUAUUCCAUGGAAGGUGCCAGGUCUGCCCAUUCCAAUUGAGAACAUGAUCCUGCGUUAUGUCAAGGCCAAAGCAGAUUGGUGGACCAACACRGCUCACUACAACAGGGAGCGUAUUCGCCGUGGAGCGACAGUAGACAAGACUGUGUGUAAGAAGAAUCUGGGUAGACUGACCAGGUUGUACCUGAAGGCUGAACAAGAGAGACAGCACAACUACUUGAAGGAUGGUCCAUACAUCUCAGCAGAAGAAGCUGUAGCCAUCUACACCACCACGGUCCAUUGGCUGGAGAGCAGGAGGUUCUCUCCCAUCCCCUUCCCUCCACUCUCCUACAAACAUGACACCAAGCUGCUGAUCCUAGCCCUAGAGAGACUCAAGGAGGCAUACAGUGUGAAGAGUCGACUGAACCAGUCUCAACGAGAAGAACUUGGUUUGAUUGAACAGGCCUAUGAUAACCCUCACGAGGCACUCAGCAGAAUCAAGCGUCAUCUCCUCACACAGAGAGCUUUCAAAGAGGUUGGUAUUGAGUUCAUGGAUCUUUACAGYCAUCUCAUACCUGUCUAUGAUGUGGAACCACUAGAGAAGAUAACAGAUGCCUACCUGGAUCAAUAUCUUUGGUAUGAGGCAGACAAGCGCAGGUUAUUCCCCCCUUGGAUCAARCCAUCAGACACAGAACCACCUCCGUUACUAGUCUAUAAAUGGUGUCAAGGUAUCAACAACUUGCAAGACGUGUGGGAAACAUCAGAAGGAGAAUGUAACGUGAUGAUGGAAUCCAAGUUUGAGAAGCUCUAUGAGAAGAUUGACUUGACGCUGCUCAACAGACUGUUGCGUCUGAUUGUCGAUCAUAAUAUUGCUGAUUACAUGACAGCUAAGAACAAUGUGGUCAUCAACUACAAGGAUAUGAACCAUACUAAUUCCUAUGGAAUCAUCCGUGGUCUUCAGUUUGCAUCAUUCAUUGUCCAGUAUUACGGUCUUGUACUGGAUUUACUUGUGCUGGGUCUACAGCGAGCUAGUGAGAUGGCUGGUCCACCACAGAUGCCUAAUGAUUUCUUAACAUUCCAAGAUGUAGAUACUGAAUCUCGGCAUCCAAUCAGGCUGUACUCUCGUUACAUUGACAGGAUACAUGUGUUCUUCAGGUUCACAGCAGAAGAGGCUCGUGAUCUGAUCCAGCGCUACCUCACAGAACAUCCUGACCCUAACAACGAGAACAUUGUGGGUUACAACAACAAGAAAUGCUGGCCACGUGAUGCACGAAUGCGCCUCAUGAAGCAUGAUGUCAACCUUGGUCGUGCMGUGUUCUGGGACAUCAAGAAUCGUCUUCCGCGGUCUGUCAGUACAUUACUAUGGGAGAACAGCUUUGUGUCUGUGUAUAGUAAGGAUAACCCUAACCUGCUGUUCAAUAUGAGUGGAUUUGAGUGUCGUAUUCUGCCCAAGUGUCGCACAACCUUUGAGGAGUUCACACACAAGGAUGGUGUAUGGAACUUGCAAAACGAAGUUACCAAGGAGCGAACAGCCCAGUGUUUCUUACGUGUAGAUAACGAGUCACUAGGGCGUUUCCAUAAUCGUGUCCGUCAGAUCCUCAUGGCGUCAGGAUCAACUACAUUCACCAAGAUCGUCAACAAGUGGAACACAGCACUGAUUGGAUUGAUGACGUACUUCAGAGAAGCUGUUGUCAAUACCCAGGAACUGCUAGACUUACUGGUCAAGUGCGAAAACAAGAUCCAAACCCGUAUCAAGAUUGGUCUAAACUCUAAGAUGCCCAGUCGUUUCCCCCCAGUAGUGUUCUAUACACCCAAAGAAUUGGGUGGCUUGGGUAUGUUGUCUAUGGGUCACGUACUCAUCCCACAGUCUGACCUCAGAUGGUCACAGCAGACAGACGUAGGUAUCACUCAUUUCCGGUCCGGUAUGAGUCACGAUGAAGAUCAAUUGAUCCCUAACUUGUACAGGUACAUCCAGCCUUGGGAGAGCGAGUUUAUUGAUUCUCAGAGAGUCUGGGCUGAGUAUGCGCUUAAACGUCAAGAAGCUAACGCCCAAAACAGACGUUUGACCCUAGAGGAUCUUGAGGACUCUUGGGAUCGUGGUAUUCCUCGUAUCAAUACACUGUUCCAGAAAGACAGACAUACUCUUGCUUACGACAAGGGAUGGAGAGUUAGAACKGAUUUCAAACAAUAUCAGGUCUUGAAGCAGAAUCCAUUCUGGUGGACACACCAGCGCCACGACGGUAAGCUAUGGAACCUGAACAACUACCGCACAGACAUGAUCCAAGCUCUAGGAGGUGUGGAAGGAAUCCUGGAACACACGCUGUUCAAGGGGACCUACUUCCCCACGUGGGAGGGUCUGUUCUGGGAGAAGGCUAGUGGUUUUGAGGAAUCCAUGAAGUGGUCACCUACUAUCAACAGGGCUAACGUGUAUGUUGGAUUUCAAGUGCAGCUUGAUCUGACGGGUAUCUUUAUGCACGGUAAAAUCCCUACACUCAAGAUCUCACUCAUCCAGAUCUUCAGGGCUCAUCUUUGGCAGAAGGUUCACGAGAGCGUCGUGAUGGAUCUCUGUCAGGUAUUUGACCAAGAGCUGGAUGCUCUAGAGAUCGAGACGGUACAGAAAGAGACUAUUCAUCCACGUAAAUCGUACAAGAUGAACAGCUCGUGUGCCGAUAUUCUKCUGUUCGCUGCUUAUAAGUGGAACAUCUUCAAACCUUCCCUUCUCGCYGACUCCAAUGAYAUGAUGGAUGGAUCUGUCAGCCAGAAGUACUGGGUGGACGUACAGUUACGAUGGGGUGACUACGAUUCCCACGAUAUCGAACGAUAUGCACGUGCUAAGUUCCUGGACUACACCACAGAUAAUAUGAGUAUCUACCCCUCCCCUACUGGGGUACUGAUUGCCCUUGAUCUGGCUUACAAUCUUCACAGUGCCUUUGGUAACUGGUUCCCUGGCAUCAAGCCCUUGAUACAACAAGCGAUGGCUAAGAUCAUGAAGGCUAACCCUGCCYUGUAUGUCCUGAGAGAACGUAUCCGUAAAGCACUCCAGUUGUACUCCAGUGAGCCUACUGAACCGUACCUGUCGUCACAGAACUAUGGAGAACUKUUCUCUAACCAGAUUAUCUGGUUUGUCGAUGAUACUAAUGUCUAUCGUGUCACGAUUCAUAAGACCUUUGAGGGUAAUCUCACUACCAAACCCAUCAAUGGCGCCAUCUUCAUCUUCAAUCCUCGUACAGGACAGCUUUUCUUGAAGAUCAUCCACACCUCUGUCUGGGCUGGCCAGAAACGUUUGGGACAGCUCGCGAAAUGGAAGACAGCCGAAGAAGUAGCUGCGUUGAUUCGUUCCCUUCCCGUAGAAGAACAACCCAAGCAGAUUAUUGUCACAAGGAAAGGAAUGUUGGACCCUCUCGAGGUUCAUCUUCUUGAUUUCCCUAACAUCGUCAUCAAAGGUAGUGAGUUACAACUACCUUUCCAGGCCUGCCUCAAGGUGGAGAAGCUGGGAGAUAUGAUCCUCAAAGCCACCGAACCUCAGAUGGUACUAUUCAACCUGUACGAUGAUUGGCUCAAGACUAUCUCGUCCUACACCGCAUUCUCUCGUCUGAUCCUGAUCCUUAGAGCUUUGCACGUCAAUGCUGAUCGCACCAAGGUCAUCCUUAAACCAGACAAGACCAUCAUUACUGAACCACAUCAUAUCUGGCCUUCAUUGUCAGAUGAAGAAUGGGUGAGCGUUGAAGUGCAGCUGAAGGAUCUUAUCUUGGCUGAUUAUGGCAAGAAGAACAAUGUGAACGUGGCUUCAUUGACGCAGUCCGAGAUUCGUGACAUCAUUCUUGGUAUGGAGAUCUCUGCUCCUUCACAACAACGACAACAAAUCGCCGAGAUCGAAAAACAGACGAAAGAACAAUCCCAACUGACAGCAACUACAACACGCACGACGAACAUCCACGGUGACGAGAUCAUCGUGUCGACCACCAGUAACUACGAGACUAACACCUUCUCGUCCAAGACCGAGUGGCGUGUCAGGGCCAUAUCAGCUACCAACCUCCAUCUUCGUACUAACCACAUCUAUGUGUCGUCUGAUGAUAUCAAGGAGACUGGAUUCACAUAUAUUCUGCCGAAGAAUGUGUUGAAGAAGUUCAUUGUUAUAUCUGAUCUCAGGACUCAGAUAUCUGGCUAUCUGUAUGGCGUAAGUCCUCCAGAUAAYCCACAAGUCAAGGAGAUACGAUGCAUUGUGAUGGUCCCUCAGUGGGGCACACAUCAGACUGUCCACCUGCCGAAUAUGUUACCACAGCACGACUACCUUAAAGAAGUGGAACCCCUUGGAUGGAUUCACACACAGCCUAACGAACUGCCUCAGUUGGGCCCUCAGGAUGUUACAACGCAUGCCAAGAUCAUGGCUGACAAUCCAUCCUGGGAUGGUGAGAAGACGGUCAUUAUCACUUGCAGUUUCACGCCAGGAUCAUGCUCACUAACAGCUUACAAGUUGACUCCAUCUGGUUAUGACUGGGGUCGUAAUAACAAGGAUACUGGUAACAACCCACGUGGAUACCUUCCAUCUCAUUACGAGAAGGUACAGAUGCUCCUGUCUGAUCGCUUCCUUGGGUUCUUCAUGGUUCCUGCUCAAGGCUCUUGGAACUAUAACUUCAUGGGUGUUCGUCACUCUCCUAACAUGCGUUACGAGCUCCAACUUUCGAACCCUAAAGACUUUUACCACGAGGUACACCGCCCUUCUCAUUUCCUGAACUUCAGCGCGAUGGAAGAGUCAGAGCAGAUCACCGCAGACAGAGAAGACAUGUUUAAUUAAAGGACCUCUAACCUUUACCUUCCAAAAGCCAGUCUGCUUAUUCUAGCACCUCCAAUAAUCGGCUCGUCAAUUCUGAAGAUGGUUUACUCCACUAGGAAUGUUUAAAGGACAAACUUACAGAAAAUGUUCGUUCUUCUCGUAACUUUACCCUCACCCCAUUUGCCACUUUCCAAUUAGUCGUCAAACAUAUUGUUAACGUAAAAUAGUAAAGGCUUGAAUUGCAAGCAGAAAAAUGUUGAAGUUAAUUGCUCUGUGUGUGUAUCCUUAAACUUUGUACAUACGAUACUGAGGAAUGUGAACUUUUUUACCAAGUAGUAAGUUUUAUUGCCAUUGAACAUUACAUUGUUUUGUGUUAUUGCUAAGCAACUAUAGCGUGGUGCUACCUAACACACGAUAAACUUUCAGUCCAAUUUAGCUUCUCGUAUCAUUGCAAAGGACUCGCUGUUAAGGCGUGCCUACCGUAUUGUAUGAUCACUGAUGUUGUGUGCAGUGAUUGGCUGAAAGUAUAGUCAAUUUGCUUACCGUACAGUUUUAAGAGGCAUACUAAAACUGUAGUUCUCAAGACUUAGAGACGAGUGUAGUUCUGAAAUUCAUUAAUUAACAUUUUGUAUUUA